AGAGACAAUAGAAAGAAGAGAAAGGAUUGAGAUAAAGAGAAGUAAAUUUGAGGGCAGAAUGUGUCAUUGAAUGGCCAUUUUGUCAACCCUCAUCUUCUGACUUUUUGAUCCUACCACGAUUUGAUCUAACCACCAAUAAUGUUUAUUACGACAUUUGAUUCCGACCUUGUUUUUAAUUCUCUUAACGAUUCUUGUUAAUAUUUUUUUGUCCAAAGGUUUCCAGGCAGGCAGGCCUAUCCAUUAUUCUGAUUUCUCCUCCUUUUUCCUAUCCAUGCAAUUGCUGCCCUUGAGAAUCUUGAUUCUUCUUAAUUCAGAUUGGGACAAGAAUUCCAGGCAGCAAUAUGGGACAAUGUUGUUCAUUUCAUGUUGAAAGUUAUUAUGCGGAGAAUCGUGAAGAGGAAAGAGAGGUUGAACAUGAAGAUAUGAUAUUUAGAGGCCAUGCUGGGGCACAUGUUAGGCUCCAAGGAUCAUCUAAAUUUAUAUCAAUGCAUACUCAGCAAGGGACAAAGGGGACCAACCAAGAUGCCAUGACUGUUUGGGAGAACUUUUCGGGUGCGAAAGACACGUUCUUCUGUGCUGUGUUCGAUGGACAUGGUCCGUCUGGCCACAAGGUGGCACGCUAUAUUCGCAAUGUUUUGCCAGCAAAAAUUUCAAUGUUAUAUAACAAGUCAAAUGUUGGUGGAAAAAAUGGUGGUUUUGAAGAGAAAAUUGGCAAUGAUCAUCCUUUUUUAUCAUCAUGGAAAGAUAAAAUAAUGAAGUCUUUCCAUGAAGUGGAUGAAGAACUUGAGGGUGAUGCAUCUAUUGAAAGCUACUGCAGUGGUACAACCACAGUGUCUAUACUUAGAAAGGGUGAACACCUUAUAAUUUCGAACUUAGGGGAUUCUCGUGCUGUUCUAUGCACUCGAGACGACAAAGAUCAACUUAUAUCUGAACAACUCACUGUUGAUCUGAAGCCAAAUCUUCCAGGAGAAAUGGAACGAAUUAAAAGCUGCCAAGGAAGAGUUUUGGCAAUGGAUAAAGAACCAAACGUGUACAGAAUAUGGAUGCCUGAUGAAGAUUGCCCCGGUCUUGCCAUGUCAAGAGCUUUUGGAGAUUUUUGCUUAAAAGAUUUCGGCCUCAUCUCAACCCCUGACGUUACUUACAGAAAACUAACACAAAGAGAUGAAUUUGUCAUCUUAGCAACCGACGGGAUAUGGGAUGUGUUAUCGAACAAUGAAGCAGUACAUAUUGUGGCUUCAACGAAGAAACGAUCCCUGGCAGCUAAACUGUUGGUGGAUCAAGCUGUUCGAGCCUGGAGAUACAAGUAUCCGUCUGCCAAGAUUGAUGAUUGCGCUGUCAUAUGCUUGUUCUUCAAACGCCCGAGACAUUUGUUAACUAAGUCCAUAUCAGAAGUGACUGAACCGAGCUUGAAUCAUACAGAGGUCGGAGAACAUAGUUAUAAUGGAAAUGCGAUAACUGAUGACGGGCUGGAUACAGUUUUGAACUGUAAAGUGGAAGAAAGCCCGGAAACAGCUCCAAAUGGUGGUGAUCGGUUGGAUUCUGCCACACAUCGGCCUCGAAAAAGAAGAUCAGAAAAGAAAAUUGAGCAGGUUGGAGAAUGGUGAGGGCUCUAGUGAAUUGUUCAAAGUCUGUAAGCAUUUGAAAAAACACGAGAUGAAAAUAGCAUUAGUCUUAGUGGUGAAUGGUGAGAAUAAGCAACUGUUCUUGAAAAAAAAAAGUUUUAUACUUGACACCUUGAUGAUGAAUAUAAAAAGAAAAGAAAAUCCUUCAAAUAGAAAGAAAGAGAGAAAUAUAUGUUGGAUGACAUGAAAUCCGCGCAAUCUAAUGAGUGCCGCAAUUUUAUGUCUCCGAAUAGUUAAAA
This is a messenger RNA of Olea europaea var. sylvestris, 1861 nucleotides long. Its product is annotated as probable protein phosphatase 2C 65. Gene Ontology annotation, biological process: protein dephosphorylation. Gene Ontology annotation, molecular function: protein serine/threonine phosphatase activity. The record is from RefSeq and is a predicted model, not a curated record. The coding region runs from base 342 to 1604 and encodes 420 amino acids. NCBI's taxonomy places the organism in Eukaryota, Viridiplantae, Streptophyta, Magnoliopsida, Lamiales, Oleaceae. The transcript has 5 exons.